Messenger RNA from Stegodyphus dumicola, 2566 nucleotides. RefSeq lists its product as uncharacterized. Gene Ontology annotation, cellular component: secretory vesicle. The record is from RefSeq and is a predicted model, not a curated record. Lineage: Eukaryota; Metazoa; Arthropoda; Arachnida; Araneae; Eresidae.
CUCUUUUUUAAUAGAUGAUUUCGUAAUGCGCUGUAAAGAGAUUUGUUCUUGCUGUAAUUGUCUUAAAAAAAGAAAGUCAGAAACAGGUGAACUGGGUGAUGCCUUUAACAGAUUAAAACGUGAUCCUGUAGUUGAAAGCCAAAUUUCGCAAUUAGAUGAGCUUGAAACAUCUUAUACGGAUAAAAAGAACAUUUUCUUUCAUGCUGUAAAUGUUAUGCAGAAUUUUAUUGGAAACCCAGCUUAUCCAUUUUUAACUCAUCAGAAACAGUUAUAUCCAUAUAUAUUGUUUUUAUGUGAAGGAUUUAAAGAUGAAGACUUCAGAAUAAUGAAAGAGGAAAUUCCAAAGAACGAUAUAAAAAUUCAGUUGUUUGUAAUUAUUAAAGAAGGAAAAAUCAUUCACCCACGACAUACUGAAUUUUCUCGUGUAUAUUGUAAAUUAUGGAUACAGGAAGGAAAGAAUUAUGUCACUUCUGUUAAGGAUUCUUCUUCGGAAUUAUUAUGGCAUGAGGCUUUUGUUUUGGAUGUGAAUAAUUGCUCAUUGGAUUGUUUGCAUAUGCAAGUAUGGUCAUCUCGCCGCGGACUUAUUGAAAAACUAUCAAAACCUUCUCCUGAAGUUACGAAAGAAAAUGAUCCAUUACACAAUCACAUUGGAGAUUAUUUGAUUGGGGAAGUUAACCAGGAAAUAAAGUAUUUACCUUGCGUUGCUCAAGAUGUUCUCUGGACUGUUAAGAAAGGGCCAAGAAAAGUUUAUACGAGAGGGCAAGUAAACGUUUUCAUACAGCUUAUAUCAAAAAGGAGAAAGGACCAUGCUGUUCAUAUCCAUAUUCAUAUGGCACUUCUACGCCAGUGUUAUGAGAAGCAACAGCUACAUUUUCAAGAACACAGUUUUGGUUUAUGGAAAAACUGGUUAGAAAUCCUUCCAAAUGCAGCUUUGACUCUGAUUCAUCAACACGCUAUCCAACAUGCAAUGACAUCUUCAGAGCUAUCUGGAUGCUCAUGGAUUGUGGCUUCAUCACUGAAAAGCAGAGGAGAGGGCCGCAUCAGCUUCUAUUUCUUGAAGUUUCUUCUUGAAGCUUUAUUAAUUAGUAUGAUUGAUGAUCCGCUGGAAAAAGACUUAGAGAAAGCUCUAAAUAACAGCAUGUUAAACUUUUUUGAAUAUACCGUAAAUGCCUUAAAAGAUUUACAUGGAAAGUUUGAUGUUCAAAGUAUAGAUAUGGCAAGUGAAUUAUAUUACAUGCUCAAGUGCAUGCAUUUUCUGGAAGAGAAAUCAGGCUUUACUUAUUUGGAUGCUUACAAAAUUCUUCAAGAAGAAGCUAUGGAGUGGUAUCUUAGUAUAAUUGCUAAUUAUAGACAAGAUUUGGAAGAUAAUGAAGGUUUAAUAUUGGAUGUUUCUGAAAUCUUAAAGCAAAUCCUUAUAACUUUUCUUAAAAAUCAAAUAAUUUUAGAUGAUAUAUUUCUAAGGGCAUGGUCACUGAGUUACUCAAAGAUCAUUUUUGAUGAACUAGAUUAUGUGGUUUGUGAAGUCAUAAAGCCUAUAAUUAUGCAUCUUGUAACUGCGAUGUUAAAUUCAAAGCAACAUCAAAGAAAAAUGGAAUCACUCAAAAUGCUUGACCUGUAUCAUAAUGUUAGAAUUUUGGUUAAUUAUGUAAUGAGUAAACUUCCAGUUGAAAGAUCUUAUUUAUCAAUGGAAGGAUAUUCUGAGUGGUUUGAAGAAAGUGUAAUCUUUGACUGGUUUCUUCUUUGCCGUAUUUAUACAUCACCUUUUGUUAAGCAUCUUGUGCUUACUGAUAAUAUGGAACGAAAAGAUGAGAAUUCCUAUGAUGGAUCAUCUGCGGCAGGUGUAACUUCAAUAAUUGAUGAGAUGGUUACUGACUUAUGGUUGAAGUUGAAGUGGGAAGACCAGUGCUGUAGUCAUGAGUCUUUAACUAAUGCUAUGAUGUCCUGCGUACUUGAUUACAUGCAAGUAGUUUUAGAAAAAAUUACAGCAAAACAUUUCUUUGGUGAGGAGUCUGUGUUUAAAAUAAAUCAGAAACUUUGUGUUGCUCUUAGUAGUGUGUACGCAGUAUACGAACAUCUUCAUGAUACCAAUGAAAAAAUCAAAGAAGUUCUCAAAUCUUUAGAUUCCACCGAUGAAUUCCCUGUUAUUAAACCCAUGAUUGUUGUUGAGAAUGAUCUGCAGAUUGCUGUAUCUUAUAUUUUCCUUUCAGUUUUGAAGCAAUUUGAUGAAAAACUGAGAAAGCUGGUAAAGGAGAUGGUUAGAAGCUGCACAGAUGUUUCAAAAUCCCCUGCAACAGCAGAUUUGUGCAAUUAUAUAGAUGAAUCAAUAGAAAUAUUAUACCUGAAUAUGAAAUGGGAACCAUUUUACAUUUGUCUGAAGUACAUGUGGCUUAUUGCAGUGACAAAUCUUAAAGAUGGUCUCCGUUAUAGAAGGAACUUAUGGCUUAUGUGCAAGCGAAAACAAUCUAUUCAUAUCUUAACACUGCAAGUUUUAAAACAGCUUCACGUCAUCUUCUACUCUGAAGGUUCUGGAUUGUCUCUUUACGAUAUGACGAAUGAAGUAUUUAUG